AUGGGUUUCUCCGCCGCGGACGCGGUCAUACCGGCGUGCGCCGUGAUCGGCAUUGCCUUCGCGGCGUGGCAGUGGUUCCUUGUUGCCAAGGUGAAGGUGUCCGCGUACGCGUCGACGGGUAACGGCGGACAUGGGCGGCCUGUGUUCCGGCAGGAGGACGAGGAAGAUGAGGAUAACCGUAUCGGCGGGGAGAGCGACGACGAGGAGGAUGGAGGCGACGGACCGGCGGCCGUGGCUAGGUGCGCGGAGAUCCAGAACGCCAUUUCCGUAGGAGCAAACUCAUUCCUUUUCACCCAAUACAAGUACCUGGCCGCCUUCACGGUGAUCUUCGCGGUGGUCAUCUUCCUCUUCCUGGGGUCCGUGCACCGGUUCAGCAUGGCCAGCCAGCCGUGCCAGUACACCAAGGGCAAGAUGUGCAAGCCGGCGCUGGCCAACGCAGCGUUUACCACCGCAGCCUUCUUUCUUGGCGCCGUCACCUCCGUCGUGUCGGGCUACCUCGGCAUGCGGAUCGCCACCUUCGCCAACGCGAGGACCACACUGGAGGCCCGGCGGGGCAUCGGCGCAGCCUUCGCCACGGCGUUCAGGUCCGGCGCCGUCAUGGGGUUCCUCCUGUCGUCCCUGGGCCUUCUGGUGCUCUACAUUGCCAUCAAGAUCUUCGGGCUGUACUACCGCGAUGACUGGGAAGGCCUGUACGAGUCGAUCACCGGAUACGGGCUCGGUGGCUCCUCCAUGGCGCUGUUCGGGAGGGUUGGUGGCGGCAUCUACACGAAGGCGGCGGACGUCGGCGCCGACCUCGUCGGGAAGGUGGAGAGAAACAUCCCCGAGGACGAUCCGAGGAACCCCGCGGUGAUCGCUGACAACGUGGGCGACAACGUCGGCGACAUUGCGGGGAUGGGCUCCGACCUGUUCGGGUCCUACGCCGAGUCCACCUGCGCGGCGCUGUUCGUCGCGUCGAUCUCGUCGUUCGGCGCCGACCACGACUUCGCGGCGGUGUGCUACCCGCUGCUGAUAAGCUCUGCGGGGCUCGUGGUCUGCCUGGCUACGACGCUCUUCGCCACCGAUUUCUUCAAGGUCAAGACCGUCGACGAGGUCGCGCCGGCACUUAAGCUGCAGCUCCUCAUCUCCACCGUGCUGAUGACCGUCGCCGCCCUGGUCGUCACCUUCGCCGCGCUCCCCGCCAGGUUCACCAUGUUUGAUUUCGGGGAGGAGAAGCAGGUCAGGAACUGGCACCUGUUCUUAUGCGUCGCCAUUGGCUUAUGGGCAGGUCUCGCCAUCGGCUUCACCACCGAGUACUUCACCAGCAAUGCCUACAGCCCUGUCCGAGAUGUGGCUGACUCUUGCCGGACCGGCGCGGCGACCAACGUCAUCUUCGGGCUAGCGCUCGGGUACAAGUCCGUGAUCGUGCCCGUGCUCGCCAUCGCUGUGUCCAUCUACGUCAGCUUCACCCUAGCAUCGAUCUACGGCAUCGCCAUCGCCGCGCUCGGGAUGCUCAGCACGGUGGCCACCGGGCUGGCCAUCGACGCGUACGGACCGAUCAGCGACAACGCCGGAGGCAUCGCGGAGAUGGCCGGCAUGAGCCGCAGGAUCAGGCAGCGGACCGACGCGCUAGACGCCGCCGGCAACACCACCGCGGCGAUCGGCAAGGGGUUCGCCAUCGGUUCGGCGGCGCUGGUUUCACUGGCGCUGUUCGGCGCGUUCGUUAGCCGUGCGGGCGUAACGGUGAUCAACGUGCUAAGCCCGAAGGUGUUCGCGGGGAUGCUGGUAGGCGGGAUGCUCCCGUACUGGUUCUCGGCGAUGACGAUGAAGAGCGUGGGCAGCGCGGCGCUGAAGAUGGUGGAGGAGGUGCGGCGGCAGUUCAGCACCAUCCCGGGGCUGAUGGAGGGGCGCGCCACGCCGGACUACGCCAGCUGCGUGAGGAUCUCAACGGACGCGUCACUGAGGGAGAUGAUGCCUCCCGGGGCGCUGGUGCUGCUGGCGCCGCUGGUCACCGGCACCUUCUUCGGCGUCCACACGCUGGCUGGGCUGCUCGCUGGCGCGCUCGUGUCGGGCGUGCAGGUGGCCAUAUCUGCUUCCAACAGCGGGGGAGCGUGGGACAACGCCAAGAAGUAUAUCGAGGCGGGCGCGUCAGAGCACGCCAAGUCCCUUGGUCCCAAGGGUUCGGAGGCGCACAAGGCCGCCGUGAUUGGUGACACCAUCGGGGACCCGCUCAAGGACACCUCCGGACCGUCGCUCAACAUACUCAUCAAGCUCAUGGCCGUUGAGUCCCUUGUGUUUGCGCCAUUCUUUGCGGCUCACGGAGGCCUCAUAUUCAAGUAAUUCACACGAUCAUCUAUCGA
This is a messenger RNA of Lolium rigidum, 2336 nucleotides long. RefSeq names its product pyrophosphate-energized vacuolar membrane proton pump-like. Gene Ontology annotation, cellular component: membrane. Lineage: Eukaryota; Viridiplantae; Streptophyta; Magnoliopsida; Poales; Poaceae. Gene Ontology annotation, biological process: proton transmembrane transport. The record is from RefSeq and is a predicted model, not a curated record. The coding region runs from base 1 to 2316 and encodes 771 amino acids. Gene Ontology annotation, molecular function: diphosphate hydrolysis-driven proton transmembrane transporter activity; inorganic diphosphate phosphatase activity. The transcript has 4 exons.